AUGGCAACCUCAUCAAGCGACGAUUUCUCAGUACUUGUACUAGCAUCAGAUUUAGGCAUAGAUGCAAGACCCUUUUUAACAAACAAAGAAAGAGAACAAAACCAGGAAAACCCAGAACCUGAAAAGUGGCAUGACUGCUCUCAGGAUUUUAUUUCAGAUGAAGAUUUCUCUGAUCUUGAUCUCUUGCAGUUCUUUAGCCUUCAAGGAUCUGAUAAGUUUGGAAACCCUAUCCUUCGUAUUGUGGGCAAGUACUUUCCUGCUCAAGUAGUGAGUGGGGAACGACUGAAAAAGUACAUUUUCCAUAAGAUGUGCAGUCAGUUGCCUGAAGGACCUUUCUGCAUUGUUUACAUGCACAGUACUGUGCAAAAGGAGGACAAUUCACCAGGUGUAACUAUCUUGAGGUGGAUUUAUGAAGAUCUUCCUGCUGACUACAAGGAUAGGCUUCGAAGUGUGUACUUCAUUCACCCAGGGCUACGCUCAAGGCUUGUCUUUGCAACAGUUGGUCGAUUCUUCUUGAGUGGAGGCUUAUAUUGGAAGAUCAAGUAUGUGAGCCGCCUUCAGUACCUUUGGGAAGACAUUAAGAAAGGAGAGGUUGAGAUCCCUGAAUUCGUGCAAAAUCAUGACAAUAUUCUUGAGAGCAGACCCCUGACGGAUUAUGGCAUUGAACCAGACCCUCUUCACUUAAGUGAGAUGCCUAUGACAGCCUACUCAUUUGGGAGGUAUGAAGAAAGAUGGUCAAGGGAAUUCGCAUCAUAG
Messenger RNA from Dovyalis caffra, 756 nucleotides. Lineage: Eukaryota; Viridiplantae; Streptophyta; Magnoliopsida; Malpighiales; Salicaceae. The record is from the annotation of a GenBank genome assembly.